This is a messenger RNA of Benincasa hispida (wax gourd), 3136 nucleotides long. NCBI's taxonomy places the organism in Eukaryota, Viridiplantae, Streptophyta, Magnoliopsida, Cucurbitales, Cucurbitaceae. The record is from RefSeq and is a predicted model, not a curated record.
AGAAGCAAGAUCUCCGCCUAUUUGAGGAGCGCACAAAACUUAUGGACCUUCAUCUCUACAAUCAUGAGUUAAAAAAUCCAUGGCAAUUUGCAAAACAAAACCUAAACCCCCGAAAACCCCACCAGAAAACGCAGCCCAUAACAAAUAUCCCACCCUCUCAAAUUUUCAGACCUUUCCUCCGCUUGGAUCCCUCACCGCAGUCCUUUCAUUCUUCAUACACCAAUCUCGAUUCUUUCCACCGCACUUCUUUCUCUGAAUCGCCCCCUUUCCUUUUCUUUUUCAACAAAUCUUAUUGUUUCUAAUGGUUUUUGGAUUACUACAUCACUGUUCUUCACAUUCUCGCUGUUUAUGCACCGAUUAGUGUUCUUCGAGUUUAUUUUAAUCGGAUUUCGUUUCUGGGUGUGUUUCAAUUUGUCAAAAAUCACUGCUUUUCAUUAUUGAAUUAGCAGCGGCUUCUCGGUUUAUCCAGUUUGUAAUUGGGGGCACUGGCUAUUUUUUUCAAGAACGACUUAGAUCUUGAUUUUGAUGGAUGGGUAUGUUUCUUCUUCCUGAGGAGACGCCUAGAACAUGCUCUCUCUGCGACCCAUUCGCAGAUUCUGCCAUGCUGCUACAUCUACAGACACCGCUGCGGCUGUAUUGAAUCACGUUCAGAACUCGAAGCCUCUCGAGGAACCUGCCCUCGUAAAGCUUAAAGCAGAACGGGACCCAGAAAAGCUGUUCCAUCUCUUUAAAGCCAAUGCGCACAAUCGGCUUGUGAUUGAGAAUCGAUUUGCUUUUGAAGACACUGUGUCUCGACUGGCUGGAGCUCGUCGCUUUGAUUACAUUGAGCAUUUACUUGAGCAUCAGAAGACUCUACCACAGGGGCGCCGUGAAGGAUUCAUUAUAAGGAUCAUAAUGCUAUAUGGUAAGGCUGAGAUGAUCAAGCAUGCCCUUGACACAUUUUAUGAUAUGCACUUAUAUGGCUGCCGUAGGACUGUUAAGUCUUUUAAUGCUGUGCUUAAGGUUUUGAUGAAGACCCGUGAUUUAGGAGCCCUUGAGGCAUUUUUAAGUGAAGCUCCAGAAAAAUUCAAUAUUGAGUUGGAUAUUAUUUCUGUUAACAUUGUUGUUAAGGCCUUUUGUGAUUUGGGUAUUUUAAAUAGAGCUUAUCUUCUCAUGGUAGAGAUGGAGAAGGUGGGAAUAAGACCAGAUGUAGUUACCUAUACGACGUUAAUUUCAGCUUUUUACAAGGAUAAUCGAUGCGAAAUUAGUAAUGGUCUGUGGAAUCUAAUGGUUUUGAGGGGUUGUUUCCCCAAUGUUGCUUCUUUCAAUGUGAGAAUUCAAUAUUUGAUUGAUAGGAGAAGAGCAUGGGAUGCUAAUAAAUUGAUGAAUGUAAUGAGGAACAUUGGGAUUGUACCGGAUGAGGUUACUUACAAUCUAGUAAUAAAAGGUUUUUGCCAAGCUGGGUUUCUUGAUAUGGCCAAAAGGGUUUAUUCUGCUUUGCAUGGGAAUGGAUAUAAACCAAAUGUCAAAAUUUAUCAAACCAUGCUUCAUUACCUAUGCAGAAGUGGGGAUUUUAAUCUGGCAUAUACAAUGUGCAAAGAUACCAUGAACAAGAAUUGGUUUCCAAACAUUGAUACAAUUCAUUCAUUACUUAAAGGCCUUAACAAGAUGGGGCAGCCUGGUAGGGCUCAAUUUAUCCUAACAUUGGCAAGGAAAAGGGUACCUCCUUUCUCUACAGCUCAGUUGGAAGCUUUGAAUACCACACUGGCCAAUAGCUGAAAAGAGAUUUUGUAGAAUGGUGCUUAGAUAAAAUGUAACAGAAAGCUCAAAAGGAGCUCAUAUUCUUUCUUUUACUUCCAUUUGUAGAUUACAAAGCUAAUUGGACACUGAUUUUUUUAUGGGGUUACAUCUUCAAAAGGUUUCUCUUUCUCUCAGUAAUUUAUUCUACCAUCUCAACAAAGUUUGUCCCAAGAUGAGAGUUCUGAAAGGAAUGGCAGACAUUUACCAUGUUCUCUCAUCUGUGCUCUGGAACGCAAUGUGGCAAUGGGCAUAAGGGCAAAACCUUUCCUGUUGGAUAUUUUUUAGUGUUGCAUAGGUAAUUUCAAAUUUUGUUCGUCUUCAUUUCUGAAUAUCAUUUCCAAGCAUUUAUAACCACUCCUUUUGUAGAAUUAAAACAUCAGUCAGAAAUCAUUACAUCAUACUUUGUAUCGACCUAUUCAGAUAUAGCUGCUGAAUUCUUUUAGUACGAACCAUUUGUAGUUAUCUUCCUCUUACCCUUGCUUGAAUUCCUGCACUGUUGGAAUAGCAGGGAAACUUGAUAUUCACACAAGAGUUAUAUUAUGACACUUCUACUUAGUAAAUAGACGAGAAACUUAAUCUGUAAAAUGACAAAGAUAAAAGUAGAUUGUUAGAGAUAAUGUGAAACAGUCUCACUGUUUCUCUGCUGUAUGUUGAUAAAUUUGGUGCCCUUUUACUUCUAGAAAGCCAAUGCAUAUUUUUCUAAAACUUCGUCUGUGUCCAAAUCUGUCAUCUUGGUGUCCGCCGUUCGGAUUAGGUGGAGAGAGUAAAAUUAACAACUGUGUGAUACAACUUACAGAUGGUAGCAUGUCAGUGCGUUUCUAAUGUCUAGGAACAAUAGGGAAGGUUCAUACUGUCUGCUCUGUUAGUUUGACAAGGUUUCUUAAGCGGUUCAUGGGCUGAUAUUUGAUGCAAAACUCAGCUAAAGCUUUUAGUUUGGCGAGCACCUCGUUUAGUCUUUGGUUUAUAUCUUGUUCUUGAGUCUUGACUAUAUCUCCAAAGCUAGGCAGGCAGGAAGAAGAGAGAGAGAGACAUCAUAUCAAGUUAAAUGGAGAUGAAGAACAUACAGGAGCAGUGGCCGUCUGUUUUUCACUAGGGAUCUUAUUGCCUCAGAGGAGAGGAUUUUUUUUUUUUUUUGGUACCUGUGUUUCUCUUGCCAUGAAUUCUGUUCUUGUCUGAGUUUUUUCCUUUGUAUUUGAAUGUCAGUAGGUGAAAGGGAAAUGCUCAAAUGCCAGAUUACAGCGAGAAUCUGCCAUCUUUUGGGUACCGUCUCAUGUAAAUAUUUAAGGGGAUUUUGAUUAAAUCUUUCAUUACUGUUAUUUUUUAUAAUAAUUGAUGAUAAUAGAAAUUAGUUAAUAAA